GUCUACUAAGUGACUGUCUAUCCAGCCGCCUCAUCAUCAACACUGGCCAUCGAAUUUGCCGUUGCAAACUAACCCACAAUUCUUCGUAACCGAACACAGACUCAUUCAUAUAUAUUGUAGCCACGCAUUUCACCACCAUGGACGGCCCUCUGACGGCGGCUCUGCUCAUCGUCUCAACGACGGCCGCCCAGAACCCAUCCGCAGACGCAUCGGCGGCCAUACUCCGCGACGUCUUCAACGAUGAGGGAGACGGGAAGUGGAAGCUCACCGGCGAGUCCAUUGUGACCGACGACGUCAUGCAGAUCCAGAAACAAAUCACCGCCUGGGCCGACGGCCAUGCGGCGCCCAAUUUGAUCAUCACGACAGGCGGCACAGGCUUUGCCGUGGCGGAUGGUACUCCAGAGGCGGUUUCGCCUUUGCUUCACAAGCAAGCGCCGGGGCUGGUCCACGCCAUGUUGUCCUCCUCUCUCGCAGUAACGCCGUUCGCCAUGAUGUCCCGACCAGCGGCUGGCGUGCGAAACAAAUCCAUCAUUGUCACGCUUCCCGGCUCGCCCAAAGGCGCCAAAGAAAACUUGCAAGCCAUCAUCAAGACGCUGCCACACGCUUGCCUCCAAGCGGCAGGUGCCAACUCGCGGGUGCUGCACUCUGGGGGCGUUAAGAAGCUCGAGUCAGAUGCUGGUAUUACUGCGGCGUCGAAAUCGCAGGCUCAAAGCCAAGAACAUGACCACCAUCAUCACCAUCACCACCACCAUCACGGUCAUGGUCACGGCCACGGGAACCUUGUGCGACAUACGAACCCAAACGCCCAGGCACUGUCAAACGAUCCCCAGCUCGGACCCUCUCGGCGAAACCGCGAGUCACCCUAUCCGAUGCUGUCGGUCGAUGACGCCUUUGCUCUCAUUGCCGAACACAGCCCUGAGCCGCAAGUCUCUCAUCGCAAUGUCGACGAAGCCAUAGUGGGCUCCGUCCUCGCGGAAGCGGUCAGAGCACGGGAAAAUGUUCCAGCAUUCCGAGCCAGCAUCGUCGACGGAUACGCCGUCGUGGCCCCGAAGGACGGCAACAUGAAGGGUGUGUUUCCGGUCACGGCCAUCUCUCACGCAGCUCCCGGCGAGGUCCGGCCAUUGAAGGAGGGCGAGAUUGCUAGAAUCACUACCGGCGCCCCGCUGCCCCCGGGAGCGACGUCGGUCAUCAUGGUGGAGGACACUGUGCUCAAGACGAUGACAGAAGAUGGCAAAGAAGAAAAGGAGGUGGAGAUUCAUGCCGAGGGUGUCAAUGAAGGCGAAAACGUGCGAGAGGUGGGAAGCGACAUCAAGGAAGGCUCCGUCAUUCUCGACAAGGGUGAGCAAAUCUCUGGCGUUGGCGGAGAAAUUGGUCUCCUCGCCGCCGUUGGCGUCGCUCAAGCCAAGGUGUAUCGGCGUCCGGUGAUUGGCAUCCUGUCCACCGGUGACGAGAUUAUCGAGUACGCCCGCCCAGGCCCACUGCGGCUCGGCGAGGUCCGUGACACGAACCGCAUCACGCUCAUUUCGGCCGUCAAGGAAUGGGGAUUCGAGGUCGUCGACCUCGGCAUUGCCAAGGACAAGCCCGGCACGUUAGAAGAGACGCUCCGGAGCGGUCUCCGGCGGGCCGACGUGCUCAUUACCACGGGCGGGGUGUCAAUGGGGGAGCUGGACCUGCUCAAACCCACGAUUGAGCGGUCCCUCGGCGGCACUAUUCACUUUGGCAGGGUUGCCAUGAAGCCGGGGAAACCGACGACAUUCGCGACGGUGCCGGUCAAGGACAAUGAGGGGAACCGGGUGUCCAAGACCAUCUUCUCGCUGCCAGGCAACCCAGCAUCAGCGCUGGUGACGUUUCACCUGUUUGUCCUUCCGUCCUUGCACAAACAGUCGGGCAUCGCACCCGUCGGCCUGCCCAAAGUUCCCGUCUUCCUGGCGCACGACUUCCCGAUGGACCCCCGGCCCGAGUACCAUCGCGCUGUGGUGACGGUGGGCAAGGACGGACAGCUUCUCGCCAGCAGCACUGGUGGGCAACGAAGUUCGAAGGUGGGAAGCUUGCGGUCGGCGAAUGCCUUGGUGUGCAUGCCGAGCGGCAAGGGGAAGCUCGAAAAGGGGUCCAAGGUCGAGGCGUUGCUGAUGAACGCUGCUCGGAUGGGCUAGGAAGGUAAAAAUUCGCGACGUUUGGAUAUGGUUGCGCCGAGAGAUGCAUAACUCGCUGGAUGCUUCAAGUAGUUUGACUGUUCUAAUCUUGGCUCAUCUCACGGGCUGGUGUACAUAUACAUGCUCAAGUCCAAGGGCUGGUUAG
Molecule: messenger RNA, 2298 nt
Organism: Purpureocillium takamizusanense
Lineage: Eukaryota; Fungi; Ascomycota; Sordariomycetes; Hypocreales; Ophiocordycipitaceae
Exons: 3
Coding region: 138-2153 (671 amino acids)
Biological process (GO): Mo-molybdopterin cofactor biosynthetic process; molybdenum incorporation into molybdenum-molybdopterin complex
Cellular component (GO): cytosol; cytoplasm
Molecular function (GO): molybdopterin molybdotransferase activity
Source: RefSeq, a predicted model, not a curated record